CGCUUUUUGGGGUAUUACUAUGUUUGACAUACGGUGGUCCCGGGAAGGACUUCUACUGGCGACACUGCCUAAGGCGUCCGCUACAAGCCGGUGACGUCUUCACAGCCAAGGGCAAAAUUCAGGACCGCAUGCAGAGAUGGACGUGCGGUCUAGAAGCGAGCUAUGUCACCGACGUGUUUGGUCAUUUUGACCACCGGAACUUCCGGAAUACAUCCAUUCCGGUGGUCACAUAUGCGCAUCGGCUCGGGAGGCAGAAGCCCUGGCAGCCCGGCUAUCAAUACCACAAACUCCCCUUCGCGCCGGGAGCCGAAUUUGAGAUCACGAUCCGAGUCAUCACCCCGACCCGAGUCCAGAUCCAAUACUCUGGGAAAGAUGCACGCUGGGGUGGAGCGACGAUUGAUAUCAAGGGACAAUCCACUCCCCUCUCGUCUGUCAAGCUUUUCCAGUGCUGCGGUGAGAUUCAAAACGUGACGAUCACUGGCACACCGUUGGCCAAAAAUGUGGUACGUCAAUGGGACGCGCCAUGCCCAUCGUUCGAUUCGUACAAUGAUGACGAUGAUGAUGAGCAUCCUCCGACACCAAAGCCGACGACGAAGGCUCCGACGACGAAACCGACAAAGCGACCGCAUAGCCAUGGUCAUAGCCAUGACGACAGCCACGACCACGGCCAUAGUCACGGUCAUAGCCAUGGUUCUGAGGAGGAUAAGAGCUGGCCAUCGGAUGUCUACUGGCGGCACUGUCUAAGGCGUCCGCUACAAGCCGGUGACGUCUUCACCGCCAAGGGCAAAAUUCAGGACCGCAUGCAGAGAUGGACGUGCGGUCUAGAAGCUAGCUAUGUCACCGACGUGUUUGGUCAUUUGACCACCGGAACUUCCGGAAUACAUCCAUUCCGGGUGGUCACAUAUGCGCAUCGGCUCGGGAGGCAGAAGCCCUGGCAGCCCGGCUAUCAAUACCACAAACUCCCCUUCGCGCCGGGAGCCGAAUUUGAGAUCACGAUCCGACUCAUCACCCCGACCCGAGUCCAAAUCCAGUACUCUGGGAAAGAUGCACGCUGGGGUGGAGCGACGAUUGAUAUCAAGGGACAAUCCACUCCCCUCUCGUCUGUCAAGCUUUUCCAGUGCUGCGGUGAGAUUCAAAACGUGACGAUCACUGGCACACCGUUGGCCAAAAAUGUGGUCCGUCAAUGGGACGCGCCAUGCCCAUCGUUCGCUUCGUACAAUGAUGACGAUGAGGAUGAGCAUCCUCCGACACCAAAGCCGACGACGAAGGCUCCGACGAAGAAACCGACGAAGCGACCGCAUAGCCAUGGUCAUAGCCAUGACGACAGCCACGACCACGGCCAUAGUCACGGUCAUAGCCAUGGUUCUGAUGAGGACAAGAGCUGGCCAUCGGAUGAUGGAAGAGAUAGAGGACACGGCAAUGGAAAUCGUGGACGAAACGUUGAUGUGGUUUCCGGUGGACCGGGUCCCGGGAUGUAUUGGCGACGAUGCCUGAAGCGACCAAUGCGAGCCGGUGACGUCUUCACGGCACGCGGGAAAAUCGGGCCACAAAUGACAAGAUGGACCUGCGGCCUAGAAGUCGCCUGGUCGAAUCAGGUCUUUGGCCACUUUGACCACCGCAACUACAAGGGACAAGCGCCGCUGAUCACCUACUCUCAUCGUCUCGGGACCCAGGCUUGGGAGCCACCAAACACAUUUAACGUCUUGCCGUUUCUUCCGGGAACCAAUUUCGUCAUCACGAUCCGCAUCAUCUCGCAGUCACGAGUCCAAUGCAAUGGCGGUAUCAACUCUGUGACGCUGAGCGGCGAUGCAUUGGCUGAUAAUGUGAUCCACGAUUGGCUGGCCGUUUGCCCGGCAUUCGGCUCAGACACGAAGCCACCGCCACCUCCUCCACCGCGUCCUCCACCCGCGAUGGCCUGGGAACCACCGCACACAUUUAAUAUUUUGCCUUUCACCCCGGGAGCCAAUUUCGAAAUUACGAUUCGAGUAAUCUCGCAAUCACGGAUCCAAGUAUCCUACGGUGGCGAUAACAAAUGGCCGGGUACCACCUUCGACGUUAAGGGACGGCAGACACCCAUCGGGGCGGCUAGAUACUUUCAGUGCAAUGGCGGUCUGACAGGUGUGACGCUGAACGGGGAAUCAUUGGCCAAUGAAGUGAUCCACGACUGGCAAGCAGAGUGCCCGCCGUUCGGCUCAGAAAGGGAGGAAAGUCGUCCGGUGCAGCGAGGAGGUGACAUCGGCAUGGCUCGGAUUCGAGGUCAAGGGACCGGGAUGAUGAUGGUGGCUGGCCAGACCUUUCAAAAGGCGCCAGAGCAUAAAACGGACGCCUUAUUUAACCAUUUACGAGCCGCGGCCACCUGUUAUGUUCGGGAACGGACCGACAAGCUGGCGGGCCAGCAA
This is a messenger RNA of Mesorhabditis spiculigera, 2399 nucleotides long. Lineage: Eukaryota; Metazoa; Nematoda; Chromadorea; Rhabditida; Rhabditidae. The record is from the annotation of a GenBank genome assembly.